AUGGACCACAGCAUGGCGUCAUCGCAGGGCAACAGUUCCCCUCACCGUUUCACCACCACACCUGCUCUCCUCAGCCCCCGCGGCCGGCUUACACCAACAUCGCUCAACCAGCCCUCGCCACGCGGGUUCUACUCAGAACCUUACUCGCCUGGCCUUCUCCCGGGUCACAUGACCGAGGAGUACUCCCACAGCACCCAGAGACCUCGCAAGAAGCCCCGGACACCCCCGAGGACCAGCAAAUCGCACAAACGCGACCGGAGUGAGAGCAGCCUCCUCGCAAUCGGGUCAUGGAGUGACCACAACAGCCACCAUGACACCCAUCUCUCCCAGGCUCAUCGCUUCCACGACGCUCCCCUCUUUGAUGAUGAACUCGACUCCAAGGACUUCUUGGCUGCGCCCGAGGACGACUUCAUCCUCUUCCCCGACGACGUCCCGGAACCCGCUCUGGUACCCUACGAAGCAGCGCUCCCACCACGGGCACCCCGCAUCCCCCGUCUUCGCACACCAGACCUCGCUCCCCUCUCAACAGACGUCCAAUUCUUCCCCUGUCUGGGCGACGAGAGGGAAGAGGACAGGGUCAACGAGACGUGGUACCUCGCUGGUCGAGAGAGGGUCGAUUCGCAGCGUAAGCACUACCCCGCACCUCACGAUCUCACCUUUUGGUGUUCAUAA
Messenger RNA from Colletotrichum gloeosporioides, 672 nucleotides. RefSeq lists its product as uncharacterized. The transcript has a single exon. The coding region runs from base 1 to 672 and encodes 223 amino acids. The record is from RefSeq and is a predicted model, not a curated record. Lineage: Eukaryota; Fungi; Ascomycota; Sordariomycetes; Glomerellales; Glomerellaceae.